Messenger RNA from Hyla sarda, 2265 nucleotides. It is a transcript of the gene MMP11, whose product is annotated as matrix metallopeptidase 11. The record is from RefSeq and is a predicted model, not a curated record. Gene Ontology annotation, molecular function: metalloendopeptidase activity; zinc ion binding. Gene Ontology annotation, cellular component: extracellular matrix. Gene Ontology annotation, biological process: collagen catabolic process; proteolysis; extracellular matrix organization. Lineage: Eukaryota; Metazoa; Chordata; Amphibia; Anura; Hylidae. The coding region runs from base 223 to 1524 and encodes 433 amino acids. The transcript has 8 exons.
CCUACCUGCCCUGUGCCUACUGGGGGCACAAACAGCAACUUUACCUCAGAGGACCUCCAAGCAGAAAAGCCAGGAGGUGUUAGAAGAUGGAACUCUAUUAAUUCUAUUUCCAAAAUCAGGCAACAAAGAGGACAAAUUGUUAUAUUGUCUACUUCAAAGGAAGAACUCAACCUCUUUUAUCUACAGGAGCAGGAUAAUCCCUCCUUGAAGUCACGGUUAUGGAUGCGACAACCUUAUACAAAUGGAAUUCCCAGACCUCAUAAUUCUUGGAACCCUCCUCGCUGUGGAGUACCUGAUAUCCCUGUCCCUGCAGACUCUACAAAUGGUCGCAAUAGACAAAAACGGUUUGUGCUCUCUGGAGGCCGAUGGGACAAGCCAGACCUUACAUACAGGAUUAUCCGCUUUCCGUGGCAGCUUAGCAAGGUAAAGGUGAGAAAGACUCUUGCUGAAGCACUUAAAGUUUGGAGUGAGGUGACUUCUCUAACAUUUACUGAGGUACACGAAGGACGUGCUGACAUCAAUAUAGAUUUCACACGUUACUGGCAUGGAGACAACUUGCCAUUUGAUGGUCCUGGGGGCAUCCUUGCUCAUGCUUUUUUUCCAAAAACACAUCGUGAAGGGGAUGUACACUUUGACUAUGAUGAAGCUUGGACCAUCGGGAACAAUUUAGGAACAGACCUUUUACAAGUAGCUGCUCAUGAGUUCGGCCACGUGCUUGGUUUACAACAUUCCUCAGUGUCCAAGUCUUUGAUGUCUCCAUUCUACACCUUCCGUUAUCCACUUAGCCUUAGCACAGAUGAUAAACAGGGAAUCCAGUACCUGUAUGGGGCGCCACAUCCUCCAACUUCAGCACCAACCAUAAGGCCAGAAAGCCGCCAGCCUGAGCCGGAGAGCAAUGAGAUUCCUUAUUCUGAGCCGGAUGCCUGUACAACAGAUUUUGAUGCCGUAUCCACAAUCCGUGGAGAGCUGUUCUUCUUUAGAUCUGGGUACGUCUGGCGCCUGAGAGGGGGGAAACUUCAAAGUGGAUAUCCAGCAUUAGCUUCACGACACUGGAAAGGGAUCCCUGAGUCUGUUGAUGCUGCUUUGGAAGAUUCUGUUGGGAACAUCUGGUUUUUCCAUGGCUCAAAGUAUUGGGUAUUUGAUGGAAAGUUACAAGCCACAGGUCCCUUCCAGAUAUCAGAUCUUGGAUUGUCUGUCCCUAAUGUUCAAGCUGCGUUUUUGUGGGGCACUAACAAGAGUAAGAAAACCUAUUUAUUUAGAGGAGCAGAAUACUGGCGAUUGAAUACUGGCACACAACGAAUAGAAAAUAGACACUCCAGAAGUGUGAGCGAUUGGAGAGGGGUGCCCACAGGCAUAGAUGCUGCCUUCCAGGAUGAACACGGUUUUGCUUACUUCCUGCGGGGGCGAUAUUACUGGAAGUUUGAUCCUGUACAAGUUCGUGUGCUAGAUGGUUAUCCACGCCUGGUCAGCCAGGAUUUCUUUAACUGCCCAGUGGCAUCAACAUCAUCUGCCAACUCCUUAUGAUGAAACCAAUUCCACAAACCCUUUUCUAAUACGUACAUGUAUUCCUGCAGAGCAAUGAGGUAACAUAAGCCUAUGUUACUUUCCGGACUGCAGAGAGUAAUGCAAGGGACAGUCUCUAUUGUUCCAUCGACCAAAAUUUAGUUUGACUGACUUAUAAAGUAAGGUGAUGUAGCCUUAGGUGCACAGAUAAGGGACAUUUUAACACUACAAAAUGGUGGUAUGGCAAAAACAUUGUAACCUUGCUGCAAGUCAUGUGAUGGACUGCCAGGAAGCCUAGAUUUCUAUGUCUGUGGGGAAAAAAAAUGUAUUAAGUCAGUUUUAAGGGACAAAGGAAAUGUAUCCUAAAAGAAACAUGACAUUUUUAGUUUAGGUAACGGUUGAGUCCGGUUAUGCUGCAUCUAUUUCUGAUAUCUCAGUAUCGAUGCAAGCGUCAUCUAGCAGUAACCAUUUUAUUGAGACACUAUACUCUCUUUAAGAGCUCGUAAAGCUGCACGUGCAAGUGUAUGGGGGAUUACAAAGGGCAGAAUACUGCCGAUCUUUUGUCUGAAUUUGCAGGAGAAAAAAUUUACAGUGUUUCUACAGAGAAUUCUGCAAUACCUGCUGCAGAUUUUAAAUCUAUUUACAUAUUUUUGGGGGGAUCCGCAGAAAAAUCGGCACAUAAAUCUGCAUGAUAUGAUGCGAAUGUGCAGAUGCACAUUUUCCUGCAAAUCCUGGUCAUUCGACUUAAAGGAAAAUGGUCAC